Molecule: messenger RNA, 3657 nt
Organism: Pestalotiopsis fici W106-1
Lineage: Eukaryota; Fungi; Ascomycota; Sordariomycetes; Amphisphaeriales; Sporocadaceae
Exons: 1
Coding region: 1-3657 (1218 amino acids)
Cellular component (GO): cytoplasm
Molecular function (GO): protein-folding chaperone binding; ATPase inhibitor activity
Source: RefSeq, a predicted model, not a curated record
AUGUUGGGCAAACUAUUCAAUCUCACUUCGGGCAACACCGCCGCAUCGUCUUCCCAGACUACUUAUUCAUCAGCAAACGAAUCCCCCGAGUCCGUCCAGGAGGAAAUUCACACCCGAAGCUUGCUGUUCCCGGAUACACAGACUCUAUACGGCCGCCAGGACCAGGUUUUCCCGCUAUCGACCACUGCCUUCACAGCCAAUGCGCCCAGCGCUUUUGACUAUGAUGGCGAGGUCGAUCUGGAUGUUCGAGAUGUCCGGGUCAUUGUCAUGCAGGACAGCCUAGGGUCUGUCAACCCUUCGCUGCUCUAUGACAGCCACCCGCCCCCGCCUGUACCUGCCACGGAAACUCGCAAUUCUCCCGGGACUGCUCAGCCACAGAUCUUUGUAAAGGAUCUCCGCCGGAACCCGACUUCACCCAGAAAGACAAGUCUUAGCUACUCCCGGCCCAUGGUCAUCCAGCCAGACAGCCCGCAGCCGCGUCAGGGCGCAUUUGAUCGACGCUCGUCGUUCCAGACACGCACUUACACCACUGCAGAGAGCGAAGCCCAGAGGGCUCAGCGGGAGUACCGUGAGGAGCUUGCAAGUUUUACAAAUUGUAUCUUCUCGAAUACAGAGGUCAUGUCAUAUAAGGGUACUUCCACCAAAGUUCAUAUUGUGCCCAGUGAUUCUCGGCCAGAUGUCUCUAGCUCGUUCGCUGGGGAUGGGAAAGGAUCCGUGGGCAGGGCAAGUAUGCGGUCAAGCAGGCUUUCCCAAUCUUUCACUGCUGAGUCCGCAUCAGCGCCAUUUGUGUCCAACACAGCAGGCAGGGCGGCAGACCGCAAGAAAAUACUGGUCACACGUCUUUUUCCAGUCAACCUCCCUAGUGAUGAUCCUGAGACACCCAAUGCGACCGUGACGCCUCACAGUCGCUUCUCAGAAGAUGGCAGCGGGUUUCCAUUCCCAUAUUCUCCUGAUGAGAAUGGAAUGAAGAAAAAGAAGUCGCAACCGAAGCAGAAGCGCACUCCGAUGUACGCUGUCGCUUUGGUACUUCAGCUACCAUCUAAUACCAUGCAACAGCCACCAUCGACAGGGAAGACUCCGUUCAAGGGCGCCAGCUCAUAUACUGAGCAGGACUCAUUUCCCUCCUCCUUUAGCUCAGCAAGGCGCUCAGGGUGGACCAUGGUUGGUGCUGGAUACGGCGCCGAAUCAAUUGACUCUACUUAUAGCAAUGAAGUUGAGGACAAGAUGGAUGCCAUUACGCAACACUGGGAUAUCAUCAUGAGGACACUCACACACCUGCAGUCCAUAGUAGCCACAUCCUUGUUUCCCAUGCUGAAACAAGCCGAUCAUAGCUCGCCGGACCCGCAGCAGCCGUCAAUGUCUGCCCAGGUCGCUCGGAAUCCCUCGAUAAAUAGUCGACGAGGGUCAAAUGCAUCGCAAAUUCAGAUGAAGCCUCCAAAGACGAAUGCUAAACUCAUAACCCUACCACCAAACUGCCUGAUGCAGGAACAGCUGAUCAGCCGCGAAAUCGACAGUGCUCGUGUGCGGAUCAUCACUGGACUGCGCGCCACGAGAGUCGUGACAGGCCAAGGGCGAUGGGGCCCGUGGCGGGAAGAGGCUCGAUGGGUCGCAAAAUAUGCUGGCGCAAAGGAGCAAGGUUUCUUCUUCUUCAAUCUCCUCACGGGGUUUCUAGCAACUCACACCGAUUGGCUUCAAGCAUUAAGUCCAGUGUGGUAUCGAAGGCGCCACUACCAGCAACAAAAAGCAAAGACAGAAGAAGAUACUUCUCUCCCAACACGCACCAUCAUUGUCUCCAACGACAAGAUGGCCGCCCGUCGAUUGGUCUUCUUGUUGUCUGCAUUCCUCCCUGCCAACCAACAAGUGCCCAUCAUCCGCCCUCAGAGACAGACUUCGGCGUCCUUUUCGCAUUCACCACCGUCCUAUGUGAUUCCGAUACUCAAAGAAGAAUCUUUGCGGCGAAAAAUCAAUCGCAAGCCUCCGGGUCAAAGGGGAGCCUCUCACCAGCGAAGCUUCAGCAUCCAGUCUCACGCUACAACCAGAUCGGCUUUCGGCGUUCCAGCACAGUUGGACCAUUUGAGCAUGGAUACCUUUCACGGAAGACGAGGUUCCGAUGCCACGUUGUUCAAGCCAACAGCGCUCUCAAAUCAAGGUAGUGAUGCUAUCACUCGGGUGAGCAGUGCUGCCACUACGAACACGGUCCUCCCAGAUGCCGCUGUGCCUCAUUUUACAAGCAUCCACAGGUCAAACACCCGACGCUCUCAUAGACCGGGCAGCAGUGGGAGUGUUGCUGCGGAUGAUUUAAAAAGGACACUUAGGAGAGGCGACGGCGCGAGCCAAGGAAGCAACACCAGCGGAGAUUCCCACCGGCGCAGCUCCAAUUGGGGCAGUGUCAUUAGUGGUCUUUGGAGUGUUCGUCGACGAGAGUCGAGUUCUGGCACAACUCCCACACUUGACCUAUCGCCGCGUGACAACGUACUGGGCUCACCGUCGAAACCCACAGAACGGAGAGACAAGCUCGCUGUGAAGGCAAAUGACGGCGUUGCAGUUGAUACCCCAAUGAAGGAAGAGUUCGAUAGCCCCAUAAACCCUACAUUUGGCAUUACAGGCCAGGCCGACACGCCGCGUACAUUGGAACGGAAAGGAUUCCCUGAGCUCGACGAAGCUGCGAAAAGAGUUCCGGAUCCAUCAGGCGCUUUUGAGAGCCCCGUCAAGACCUCCAUUAGCGCAGAUGACGGUGUCAUAGAUGUUGAUAUCCAGUUCCCCGACUACCUGACAUCGUUGGAGUCAGCUAUCAGCUCGCCAUCGAGCAGUGGAUACCUUUCGACCCCUGGCUUUGGUACAGGCAUCGACAGCUUUGAGCAAUUUUCAAGGGUUGCUGUUGACGGAGAAGCACCGCUUAAUGUCGCUGGCUGGCUUCAACAAUUCCAUCCGGAUUUCGCUUUGCAGGCGAUCCCACCACAGCCAGACUUGCUUGAAAGAGUCAAGGAAUCCCUCAAAGCAGAGCCCACUCCAUCGUUUCCGUUUCACCAGCUUCCAGUCGAAUGGGCCGCCGAACAAUGGGUCGAUGUGAGCAGUGCUAUCGUGGCUGACACCACAACAUUCACGAUAAAGCGCAUCCGAUUUCGACGUUUUGUUAAGCCAAAACACCCUGCAGAAAGGGGAGGACAGCUUUCGAGCUCAACGAAUCCGUAUAGCGCAUCCCUAGUGACCCCAGCUCUUUCUCCUUAUGAACAGCCAUUGAAGGAAAAGUUCGAAGAAGAGGUGCUCUUUACAUGGGAUGAGUCCUUGAUUGAAGCUGUGGAAAAGGUCAUUGCCCACGUGGUGCCCAACAGCCAAGAGAGUUCAACGACAAACUCGUCGCGGUCUGUGAGUAAGAGGCGGGAAAGAAGCGAUAGUGACGCUUCUGAGCCAGAGCUACACACAGCAGCGCCAGCGCCGAGUCAGCCCGAAUCUCAAGAAGUACAUCGUGCUGAAUGCAAGACUGUUGUGCUUUCCGCGCUGGAAAACAUUGUUCAAGCAGUGGUUGAUGAGCGCGAUAAGGAGGGUGAGUCAUCCAAAAUGAAGGUGACUUAUGACACGAAGAAGGAUAAGGAAAGCGUUUUGAGAAGAGCGAUCAGGACGUGGUUGGAAACUGUUGAACUGGGAGAAGGAGCCUGA